Saxophila tyrrhenica is the source of this 1518-nucleotide messenger RNA. RefSeq lists its product as uncharacterized. The record is from RefSeq and is a predicted model, not a curated record. The transcript has 4 exons. The coding region runs from base 1 to 1518 and encodes 505 amino acids. Lineage: Eukaryota; Fungi; Ascomycota; Dothideomycetes; Mycosphaerellales; Extremaceae.
AUGGCUUCGUUCAAGGGUUACGACCUGGUCGUGGUGGGCUCCGGCUUUGCUGGGUGCAUGGCGGCGCUGAAUUUCCUGGAAGAGACCGAACGAUUGGGCAAGAAUGGCCGGGUCGCGCUGGUCGAAGUUGGAAAGGAGGGCGAGCGCUCGGGUGCUUCCAAGUGGACAAUGGCUUAUUUGAGGUUGGACAAGAACUUGGACUUUGAUGCCGACUGGGUGAAGGAAAUGCGACGAGUGAGCGACGGUAUUGCAGACGAGGACUACUGCGAGAAGCUACGUAUCGAAGCACCUGUAUCUGCACGGUAUCUGGAAGACCAUGGAGUCAAGUUCGUGCACCAUGACGAGCCGAACGUUCUUCUCGAGUUCAAGACGGCACAGCAUUUCGUCUUUCCUGAAGGCGGCGGCAACGCCAUCAUCAACAACUUGCUCGGUCACAUGAAGAAGUACCAGAAUCUCGACAUCCUCUAUCAGACAGAAGCAUCGCGACUCCUGACUGACGACGCCGGUGCAAUUCGAGGCUUGAAAGUCCGCAAAGGCGACGGCUUGUUGCACGACCUGCUUGCACCAAAUGUUGUGCUUGCCUGCGGUGGCUUCGAAGGCAACCAUGAGAUGCUGGCCAGAUACGUUGGUCGAAACACACACAGGCUGCCUUUGAUCGCCCCCGGAUUGAAGUACAACCGCGGUGCAGGUUUGAGAAUGUGUCUGGACGUCGGAGCGGGCACUGCAGGUUCGUUUGAUGGGAUGCACUGCGAGCUGGUCGACACCCGGUCAGGCAAGCCGGAUGCUGUCAUGUGGGGUGAGCAAUUCUCCCACCAACUUGCACUUAUCCAUGCUAACGAGCAGGAAGGACAUGGCUAUGGUAUUGUUGUAAACAAAGACUGCAAGCGCUUCUACGACGAAGGCCAACGACAUCUCUUCUCGACUUUCGAAAUGAUUGCCUUGGAAUGCUGGAAGAGUCAGGACAUGUCGUGCUUCUUCGUCACUGAUCAGUCGAUCAUGGAACGCUUCAAGGGUAGCUGGGUGUAUGAGACCACUGAAGUGCCGCCGGAGAAGGCAGAUACCAUUGAAGAGCUGGCACAGAGGAUGGGACUCGACCCGCAGGAGCUGAAAAAGACUGUCGACGAGUUCAAUGCAUCCGUCAACGACAAACCUUUUGAUCUGAUGAAGCUGGACGGCAAGUCCACCUCGGGUCUCAACCCGAACAAGACGAACUGGGCUGCUCCGAUUGUCAAAGGACCCUUCUUCGGCUUCCCGAUGACAUCUAAUCUCACGUUCACAUACGGCGGUGUGAAGACCGAUCUCCAUGCACGAGUACUGUCAACAAACGACGUUGCGAUCCCUGGCUUAUACGCCGCUGGUGAAAUGACGGGACUUUUCUACAACGAGUACCCGCCCGCAACGAGCUGUCUCAGGUCAAUGACCUUUGGUCGUCUGGCAGGUACUGAGAUCGCACAGAAGCUGGGUGGUGGACAUCCGUCGAAGGCUUCUGGUUUGGCACAGCUUGCGAAUCGUUGGUGA